This is a messenger RNA of Colletes gigas, 1702 nucleotides long. RefSeq names its product putative cystathionine gamma-lyase 2 (gene Cth). Gene Ontology annotation, molecular function: pyridoxal phosphate binding; cystathionine gamma-lyase activity. The transcript has 8 exons. Gene Ontology annotation, cellular component: cytoplasm. Lineage: Eukaryota; Metazoa; Arthropoda; Insecta; Hymenoptera; Colletidae. Gene Ontology annotation, biological process: transsulfuration. The record is from RefSeq and is a predicted model, not a curated record. Bases 339 to 1526 code for a protein of 395 amino acids.
CUAAUAUGGCAGUCGGCCUUAGUUUCAAGCAUAUUUGCAAUAUUCUGAUGGUACAGUCUGUUGAAUUGUGAUUGGCCUAUGUAUUCACGUUUGUACAGACGUGUCAGUAUGCAAGGCCGGGCGACUGCUGAUUAUAGUUUUAUCAAUUACUCGGUAAUGCUAAAGAUUUUAGUACGUGCACGUGUCUCAAAACUCGUAACAAAGUGAAUAAAAUUUGUCACAAUGAAGUUGAAUGAAUUUCAGUCGUAUCUAUAACUUUUUUUACGAUAAACAAUGAUUCGGUAUAAAUUUUUUUGCACGUAUUAACGUGGGAGUAUCUCGGAAUCUAAGGCCUGAUAAUGGUCGUAUCCAAAAGUCAUGAAUAUCAAAUGUCAGAGGUUAAGGGUUUUGCAACAAAAGCUAUACAUGCUGGACAAGAUCCAUUACAAUGGACUCAUUGUGCAGUAAUACCACCCAUUGUAAUGUCUACUACUUUUCGCCAGGAUGGGCCUGCACAACAUAGAGGGUUUGAUUAUAGUAGAAGUGGUAAUCCUACAAGAAGAGUUCUAGAGACAUGUUUAGCUGCUUUGGAUAAUGGAAAAUAUGGAUUUGCUUUUGCAUCUGGAUUAGGUGCUCUAACAGCAUUGUCUUCAUUAUUAAAAGCAGGAGAUCAUAUUCUGUCUGGGGAUGAUGUCUAUGGUGGAAGCUAUCGUCUCUUUCAAAAAUGUUUAUCCAUGCAUGAUAUUGCGGUAACAUUUGUAGAUAUGACAGAUGUGAAUAAUAUUGUGUCUGCUAUAAAAAAAAAUACAAAGAUGAUUUGGAUCGAGACUCCUACUAACCCUCUACUUAAAAUAAUCGAUAUUAAGACAGUAACGGAUAUGCUUAAACAAAAAUAUCCUGAAAUCAUUACAGUGGUAGAUAAUACUUUUCUAACAUGUUACUUUCAGAAACCAUUGGAAUUAGGUGCAGAUAUUGUAGUAUAUUCUCUGACUAAAUAUAUGAAUGGACAUUCGGAUGUUCUUAUGGGUGCAGUAGUUACAAAUAGAGAUGAUAUUGAAAAAAGACUUCGGUUUAUACAAAAUGCUUUGGGCAUUGUGCCAUCACCUUUUGACUGCUUUAUGGUUAAUCGCAGUUUGAAAACAUUGGAGAUUAGAAUGCAACAGCAUAUGAAGAAUGGGUUAGCAGUUGCAAAGUUUUUGCAAUCUCAUCCUUGUGUAGAGAAAGUAAUUCACCCAUAUCUUCCAUCACACUCACGGUAUGAACUUACUCUUAGACAAACAUCUGGUCAUAGUGGAAUGGUUUCAUUUUAUCUUAAAGGUGAUAGUGCAAAGUUUUUAAAAGCACUGAAAUUAUUUACAUUAGCAGAAUCACUUGGUGGUUAUGAAUCCCUUGCUGAAUUGCCAUCCGUGAUGACACACGCAUCAGUUCCUGCAGAAACUAGAGCAGCAUUAGGCAUUACCGAUCAAUUGGUACGGUUGUCUGUUGGUCUUGAAACGGAACAAGAUAUUUUAGCUGACCUUGAUCAAGCUCUUAAAAUUUGCCAAUAAAUAUAGUAAUCAGCGAAAAUCAUAAAAACGAGUAGUGCAUUAUUACGAUUAUGACUCUAUAAACUUGAUAUAGACGUUUGUAUCAAUUUUAGAAAAGAAUUUUCGAAAAGAUUUAUAGUUAUUAAAAUUUUAACAUUCCUACACGAUAAUAACUCUUUGAACUUUGCAGUCACGCU